Molecule: messenger RNA, 11818 nt
Organism: Drosophila ananassae
Lineage: Eukaryota; Metazoa; Arthropoda; Insecta; Diptera; Drosophilidae
Product: mucin-2
Exons: 9
Coding region: 87-11675 (3862 amino acids)
Source: RefSeq, a predicted model, not a curated record
UGUCCAAGGGUGUUGACCACCACCAGUAACCGCCCGACCCGCCCUGAAAGGAUACACAGGACAGUACCAAAGAAGACGACUCCAAGAUGCAGCUGUUCGUCAUCUGCCUCCUGGCGGCCACCACGGCUGCCUUCACCAUGUUCGGGCCCCACAUUCGCAUCGUUCCGGGCCAGAAGCCCAACGAGAUCGUGCUCCACUUCCGAAAUCCGUGCAACAAUAAGACCAGCACCACCACACUGAAGCCGCCGCCACCUCCGUGUCCGGAACAUCCGACUACGCCGGCCUGUCCGCACCGGAUAACGAGUCCGGCGCCCACCAAGCCCAACUGUCCGCACGCCACGACCACUCCCCACAACUGUGGACACCAGACGACUCCAAAGCCCACAUUCGAAACUACAUUGGGAACAACUUUCAAGCCAACACAUGGUCCCACAACUCCGAAGCCCACGACUCUGAAACCGACUGAGACAUCUACUCAGUCACCCACAGAGACAACAACUCCGAGUCCAACCACUCUGCAACCAACAACUCCGAAGGUAACAACUCACAAGCCUUCUGAGGCAACCACCGAGAAGCAGACUACUCACAAGCCCACUGAGCCAACAACUCCGAAGGUAACAACUCACAAGCCUUCUGAGCCAACCACCGAGAAGCAGACUACUCACAAGCCCACCGAGUCCACAACUCACAAGCCUUCUGAGCCAACCACCGAGAAGCAGACUACUCACAAGCCCACUGAGCCAACAACUCCGAAGGUAACAACUCACAAGCCUUCUGAGCCAACCACCGAGAAGCAGACUACUCACAAGCCCACCGAGCCCACAACUCACAAGCCUUCUGAGCCAACCACCGAGAAGCAGACGACUCACAAGCCCACUGAGCCAACAACUCCGAAGGUAACAACUCACAAGCCUUCUGAGCCAACCACCGAGAAGCAGACUACUCACAAGCCCACCGAGUCCACAACUCACAAGCCUUCUGAGCCAACCACCGAGAAGCAGACUACUCACAAGCCCACUGAGCCAACAACUCCGAAGGUAACAACUCACAAGCCUUCUGAGCCAACCACCGAGAAGCAGACGACUCACAAGCCCACUGAGCCAACAACUCCGAAGGUAACAACUCACAAGCCUUCUGAGCCAACCACCGAGAAGCAGACUACUCACAAGCCCACCGAGCCCACAACUCACAAGCCUUCUGAGCCAACCACCGAGAAGCAGACGACUCACAAGCCCACUGAGCCAACAACUCCGAAGGUAACAACUCACAAGCCUUCUGAGCCAACCACCGAGAAGCAGACUACUCACAAGCCCACCGAGCCCACAACUCACAAGCCUUCUGAGCCAACCACCGAGAAGCAGACUACUCACAAGCCCACCGAGCCCACAACUCACAAGCCUUCUGAGCCAACCACCGAGAAGCAGACGACUCACAAGCCCACUGAGCCAACAACUCCGAAGGUAACAACUCACAAGCCUUCUGAGCCAACCACCGAGAAGCAGACUACUCACAAGCCCACCGAGCCCACAACUCACAAGCCUUCUGAGCCAACCACCGAGAAGCAGACGACUCACAAGCCCACUGAGCCAACAACUCCGAAGGUAACAACUCACAAGCCUUCUGAGCCAACCACCGAGAAGCAGACGACUCACAAGCCCACAGAGCCAACAACUCCGAAGCCCACAACUCACAAGCCUUCUGAGCCAACCACCGAGAAGCAGACGACUCACAAGCCCACUGAGCCAACAACUCCGAAGGUAACAACUCACAAGCCUUCUGAGCCAACCACCGAGAAGCAGACUACUCACAAGCCCACCGAGCCCACAACUCACAAGCCUUCUGAGCCAACCACCGAGAAGCAGACGACUCACAAGCCCACUGAGCCAACAACUCCGAAGGUAACAACUCACAAGCCUUCUGAGCCAACCACCGAGAAGCAGACUACUCACAAGCCCACCGAGCCCACAACUCACAAGCCUUCUGAGCCAACCACCGAGAAGCAGACGACUCACAAGCCCACUGAGCCAACAACUCCGAAGGUAACAACUCACAAGCCAACUGAGCCAACCACCGAGAAGCAGACUACGCACAAGCCCACUGAGCCAACAACUCCGAAGGUAACAACUCACAAGCCUUCUGAGCCAACCACCGAGAAGCAGACGACUCACAAGCCCACUGAGCCAACAACUCCGAAGGUAACAACUCACAAGCCUUCUGAGCCAACCACCGAGAAGCAGACUACUCACAAGCCCACUGAGCCAACAACUCCGAAGGUAACAACUCACAAGCCUUCUGAGCCAACCACCGAGAAGCAGACUACUCACAAGCCCACUGAGCCAACAACUCCGAAGGUAACAACUCACAAGCCUUCUGAGCCAACCACCGAGAAGCAGACUACUCACAAGCCCACCGAGCCCACAACUCACAAGCCUUCUGAGCCAACCACCGAGAAGCAGACUACUCACAAGCCCACCGAGCCCACAACUCACAAGCCUUCUGAGCCAACCACCGAGAAGCAGACUACUCACAAGCCCACCGAGCCCACAACUCACAAGCCUUCUGAGCCAACCACCGAGAAGCAGACGACUCACAAGCCCACUGAGCCAACAACUCCGAAGGUAACAACUCACAAGCCUUCUGAGCCAACCACCGAGAAGCAGACUACUCACAAGCCCACCGAGACCACAACUCACAAGCCUUCUGAGCCAACCACCGAGAAGCAGACUACUCACAAGCCCACCGAGUCCACAACUCACAAGCCUUCUGAGCCAACCACCGAGAAGCAGACUACUCACAAGCCCACUGAGCCAACAACUCCGAAGGUAACAACUCACAAGCCUUCUGAGCCAACCACCGAGAAGCAGACUACUCACAAGCCCACCGAGCCCACAACUCACAAGCCUUCUGAGCCAACCACCGAGAAGCAGACGACUCACAAGCCCACUGAGCCAACAACUCCGAAGGUAACAACUCACAAGCCAACUGAGCCAACCACCGAGAAGCAGACUACGCACAAGCCCACUGAGCCAACAACUCCGAAGGUAACAACUCACAAGCCUUCUGAGCCAACCACCGAGAAGCAGACGACUCACAAGCCCACUGAGCCAACAACUCCGAAGGUAACAACUCACAAGCCUUCUGAGCCAACCACCGAGAAGCAGACUACUCACAAGCCCACUGAGCCAACAACUCCGAAGGUAACAACUCACAAGCCUUCUGAGCCAACCACCGAGAAGCAGACUACUCACAAGCCCACUGAGCCAACAACUCCAAAGGUAACAACUCACAAGCCUUCUGAGCCAACCACCGAGAAGCAGACUACUCACAAGCCCACUGAGCCAACAACUCCGAAGGUAACAACUCACAAGCCUUCUGAGCCAACCACCGAGAAGCAGACUACUCACAAGCCCACUGAGCCAACAACUCCGAAGGUAACAACUCACAAGCCUUCUGAGCCAACCACCGAGAAGCAGACGACUCACAAGCCCACUGAGCCAACAACUCCGAAGGUAACAACUCACAAGCCUUCUGAGCCAACCACCGAGAAGCAGACGACUCACAAGCCCACUGAGCCAACAACUCCGAAGGUAACAACUCACAAGCCUUCUGAGCCAACCACCGAGAAGCAGACUACUCACAAGCCCACUGAGCCAACAACUCCGAAGGUAACAACUCACAAGCCUUCUGAGCCAACCACCGAGAAGCAGACGACUCACAAGCCCACUGAGCCAACAACUCCGAAGGUAACAACUCACAAGCCUUCUGAGCCAACAACCGAGAAGCAGACUACUCCCAAGCCCACCGAGCCCACAACUCACAAGCCUUCUGAGCCAACCACCGAGAAGCAGACUACUCACAAGCCCACCGAGUCCACAACUCACAAGCCUUCUGAGCCAACCACCGAGAAGCAGACUACUCACAAGCCCACUGAGCCAACAACUCCGAAGGUAACAACUCACAAGCCUUCUAAGCCAACCACCGAGAAGCAGACUACUCACAAGCCCACUGAGCCAACAACUCCAAAGGUAACAACUCACAAGCCUUCUGAGCCAACCACCGAGAAGCAGACUACUCACAAGCCCACUGAGCCAACAACUCCGAAGGUAACAACUCACAAGCCUUCUGAGCCAACCACCGAGAAGCAGACUACUCCCAAGCCCACCGAGCCCACAACUCACAAGCCUUCUGAGCCAACCACCGAGAAGCAGACUACUCACAAGCCCACUGAGCCAACAACUCCGAAGGUAACAACUCACAAGCCUUCUGAGCCAACCACCGAGAAGCAGACGACUCACAAGCCCACUGAGCCAACAACUCCGAAGGUAACAACUCACAAGCCUUCUGAGCCAACCACCGAGAAGCAGACUACUCACAAGCCCACUGAGCCAACAACUCCGAAGGUAACAACUCACAAGCCUUCUGAGCCAACCACCGAGAAGCAGACGACUCACAAGCCCACUGAGCCAACAACUCCGAAGGUAACAACUCACAAGCCUUCUGAGCCAACCACCGAGAAGCAGACUACUCCCAAGCCCACCGAGCCCACAACUCACAAGCCUUCUGAGCCAACCACCGAGAAGCAGACUACUCACAAGCCCACUCAGCCAACAACUCCGAAGGUAACAACUCACAAGCCUUCUGAGCCAACCACCGAGAAGCAGACUACUCACAAGCCCACUCAGCCAACUCACAAGCCUUCUGAGCCAACCACCGAGAAGCAGACGACUCACAAGCCCACUGAGCCAACAACUCCGAAGGUAACAACUCACAAGCCAACUGAGCCAACCACCGAGAAGCAGACUACGCACAAGCCCACUGAGCCAACAACUCCGAAGGUAACAACUCACAAGCCUUCUGAGCCAACCACCGAGAAGCAGACGACUCACAAGCCCACUGAGCCAACAACUCCGAAGGUAACAACUCACAAGCCUUCUGAGCCAACCACCGAGAAGCAGACUACUCACAAGCCCACUGAGCCAACAACUCCGAAGGUAACAACUCACAAGCCUUCUGAGCCAACCACCGAGAAGCAGACUACUCACAAGCCCACUGAGCCAACAACUCCAAAGGUAACAACUCACAAGCCUUCUGAGCCAACCACCGAGAAGCAGACUACUCACAAGCCCACUGAGCCAACAACUCCGAAGGUAACAACUCACAAGCCUUCUGAGCCAACCACCGAGAAGCAGACUACUCACAAGCCCACUGAGCCAACAACUCCGAAGGUAACAACUCACAAGCCUUCUGAGCCAACCACCGAGAAGCAGACGACUCACAAGCCCACUGAGCCAACAACUCCGAAGGUAACAACUCACAAGCCUUCUGAGCCAACCACCGAGAAGCAGACGACUCACAAGCCCACUGAGCCAACAACUCCGAAGGUAACAACUCACAAGCCUUCUGAGCCAACCACCGAGAAGCAGACUACUCACAAGCCCACUGAGCCAACAACUCCGAAGGUAACAACUCACAAGCCUUCUGAGCCAACCACCGAGAAGCAGACGACUCACAAGCCCACUGAGCCAACAACUCCGAAGGUAACAACUCACAAGCCUUCUGAGCCAACAACCGAGAAGCAGACUACUCCCAAGCCCACCGAGCCCACAACUCACAAGCCUUCUGAGCCAACCACCGAGAAGCAGACUACUCACAAGCCCACCGAGUCCACAACUCACAAGCCUUCUGAGCCAACCACCGAGAAGCAGACUACUCACAAGCCCACUGAGCCAACAACUCCGAAGGUAACAACUCACAAGCCUUCUAAGCCAACCACCGAGAAGCAGACUACUCACAAGCCCACUGAGCCAACAACUCCAAAGGUAACAACUCACAAGCCUUCUGAGCCAACCACCGAGAAGCAGACUACUCACAAGCCCACUGAGCCAACAACUCCGAAGCCCACAACUCACAAGCCUUCUGAGCCAACCACCGAGAAGCAGACUACUCACAAGCCCACUGAGCCAACAACUCCGAAGGUAACAACUCACAAGCCUUCUGAGCCAACCACCGAGAAGCAGACGACUCACAAGCCCACUGAGCCAACAACUCCGAAGGUAACAACUCACAAGCCUUCUGAGCCAACCACCGAGAAGCAGACUACUCACAAGCCCACUGAGCCAACAACUCCGAAGGUAACAACUCACAAGCCUUCUGAGCCAACCACCGAGAAGCAGACGACUCACAAGCCCACUGAGCCAACAACUCCGAAGGUAACAACUCACAAGCCUUCUGAGCCAACCACCGAGAAGCAGACUACUCCCAAGCCCACCGAGCCCACAACUCACAAGCCUUCUGAGCCAACCACCGAGAAGCAGACUACUCACAAGCCCACUCAGCCAACAACUCCGAAGGUAACAACUCACAAGCCUUCUGAGCCAACCACCGAGAAGCAGACUACUCACAAGCCCACUCAGCCAACAACUCCGAAGGUAACAACUCACAAGCCUUCUGAGCCAACCACCGAGAAGCAGACUACUCACAAGCCCACCGAGCCCACAACUCACAAGCCUUCUGAGCCAACCACCGAGAAGCAGACGACUCACAAGCCCACUGAGCCAACAACUCCGAAGGUAACAACUCACAAGCCUUCUGAGCCAACCACCGAGAAGCAGACUACUCACAAGCCCACUGAGCCUACAACUCCGAAGGUAACAACUCACAAGCCUUCUGAGCCAACCACCGAGAAGCAGACGACUCACAAGCCCACUGAGCCAACAACUCCGAAGGUAACAACUCACAAGCCUUCUGAGCCAACCACCGAGAAGCAGACUACUCCCAAGCCCACCGAGCCCACAACUCACAAGCCUUCUGAGCCAACCACCGAGAAGCAGACGACUCACAAGCCCACUGAGCCAACAACUCCGAAGGUAACAACUCACAAGCCUUCUGAGCCAACCACCGAGAAGCAGACUACUCCCAAGCCCACCGAGCCCACAACUCACAAGCCUUCUGAGCCAACCACCGAGAAGCAGACUACUCACAAUCCCACCGAGCCCACAACUCACAAGCCUUCUGAGCCAACCACCGAGAAGCAGACGACUCACAAGCCCACUGAGCCAACAACUCCGAAGGUAACAACUCACAAGCCUUCUGAGCCAACCACCGAGAAGCAGACUACUCACAAGCCCACCGAGUCCACAACUCACAAGCCUUCUGAGCCAACCACCGAGAAGCAGACUACUCACAAGACCACAGAGCCAACAACUCCGAAGGUAACAACUCACAAGCCUUCUGAGCCAACCACCGAGAAGCAGACUACUCACAAGCCCACUGAGCCAACAACUCCGAAGGUAACAACUCACAAGCCUUCUGAGCCAACCACCGAGAAGCAGACGACUCACAAGCCCACUGAGCCAACAACUCCGAAGGUAACAACUCACAAGCCUUCUGAGCCAACCACCGAGAAGCAGACUACUCCCAAGCCCACCGAGCCCACAACUCACAAGCCUUCUGAGCCAACCACCGAGAAGCAGACUACUCACAAGCCCACCGAGCCCACAACUCACAAGCCUUCUGAGCCAACCACCGAGAAGCAGACGCACAAGCCUUCUGAGCCAACCACCGAGAAGCAGACGACUCACAAGCCCACUGAGCCAACAACUCCGAAGGUAACAACUCACAAGCCUUCUGAGCCAACCACCGAGAAGCAGACUACUCCCAAGCCCACCGAGCCCACAACUCACAAGCCUUCUGAGCCAACCACCGAGAAGCAGACUACUCACAAGCCCACCGAGCCCACAACUCACAAGCCUUCUGAGCCAACCACCGAGAAGCAGACGACUCACAAGCCCACUGAGCCAAUAACUCCGAAGGUAACAACUCACAAGCCAACUGAGCCAACCACCGAGAAGCAGACUACUCCCAAGCCCACCGAGCCCACAACUCACAAGCCUUCUGAGCCAACCACCGAGAAGCAGACUACUCACAAGCCCACCGAGCCCACAACUCACAAGCCUUCUGAGCCAACCACCGAGAAGCAGACGACUCACAAGCCCACUGAGCCAACAACUCCGAAGGUAACAACUCACAAGCCUUCUGAGCCAACCACCGAGAAGCAGACUACUCACAAGCCCACUGAGCCAACAACUCCGAAGGUAACAACUCACAAGCCUUCUGAGCCAACCACCGAGAAGCAGACUACUCCCAAGCCCACCGAGCCCACAACUCACAAGCCUUCUGAGCCAACCACCGAGAAGCAGACUACUCACAAGCCCACUGAGCCAACAACUCCGAAGGUAACAACUCACAAGCCUUCUGAGCCAACCACCGAGAAGCAGACGACUCACAAGCCCACUGAGCCAACAACUCCGAAGGUAACAACUCACAAGCCAACUGAGCCAACCACCGAGAAGCAGACUACUCACAAGCCCACUGAGCCCACAACUCACAAGCCUUCUGAGCCAACCACCGAGAAGCAGACGACUCACAAGCCCACUGAGCCAACAACUCCGAAGGUAACAACUCACAAGCCAACUGAGCCAACCACCGAGAAGCAGACUACUCACAAGCCCACUGAGCCAACAACUCCGAAGGUAACAACUCACAAGCCUUCUGAGCCAACCACCGAGAAGCAGACUACUCACAAGCCCACCGAGCCCACAACUCACAAGCCUUCUGAGCCAACCACCGAGAAGCAGACGACUCACAAGCCCACUGAGCCAACAACUCCGAAGGUAACAACUCACAAGCCUUCUGAGCCAACCACCGAGAAGCAGACGACUCACAAGCCCACUGAGCCAACAACUCCGAAGGUAACAACUCACAAGCCAACUGAGCCAACCACCGAGAAGCAGACGACUCACAAGCCCACUGAGCCAACAACUCCGAAGGUAACAACUCACAAGCCUUCUGAGCCAACCACCGAGAAGCAGACUACUCACAAGCCCACUGAGCCAACAACUCCGAAGGUAACAACUCACAAGCCUUUUGAGCCAACCACCGAGAAGCAGACUACUCACAAGCCCACUGAGCCAACAACUCCGAAGGUAACAACUCACAAGCCUUCUGAGCCAACCACCGAGAAGCAGACUACUCCCAAGCCCACCGAGCCCACAACUCACAAGCCUUCUGAGCCAACCACCGAGAAGCAGACGACUCACAAGCCCACUGAGCCAACAACUCCGAAGGUAACAACUCACAAGCCUUCUGAGCCAACCACCGAGAAGCAGACUACUCACAAGCCCACUGAGCCAACAACUCCGAAGGUAACAACUCACAAGCCUUCUGAGCCAACCACCGAGAAGCAGACUACUCCCAAGCCCACCGAGCCCACAACUCACAAGCCUUCUGAGCCAACCACCGAGAAGCAGACGACUCACAAGCCCACUGAGCCAACAACUCCGAAGGUAACAACUCACAAGCCUUCUGAGCCAACCACCGAGAAGCAGACUACUCCCAAGCCCACCGAGCCCACAACUCACAAGCCUUCUCAGCCAACCACCGAGAAGCAGACUACUCACAAGCCCACCGAGCCCACAACUCACAAGCCUUCUGAGCCAACCACCGAGAAGCAGACUACUCACAAGCCCACUGAGCCAACAACUCCGAAGGUAACAACUCACAAGCCUUCUGAGCCAACCACCGAGAAGCAGACGACUCACAAGCCCACUGAGCCAACAACUCCGAAGGUAACAACUCACAAGCCUUCUGAGCCAACCACCGAGAAGCAGACUACUCACAAGCCCACCGAGCCCACAACUCACAAGCCUUCUGAGCCAACCACCGAGAAGCAGACUACUCACAAGCCCACUGAGCCAACAACUCCGAAGGUAACAACUCACAAGCCUUCUGAGCCAACCACCGAGAAGCAGACUACUCACAAGCCCACUGAGCCAACAACUCCGAAGGUAACAACUCACAAGCCUUCUGAGCCAACCACCGAGAAGCAGACUACUCACAAGCCCACUGAGCCAACAACUCCGAAGGUAACAACUCACAAGCCUUCUGAGCCAACCACCGAGAAGCAGACUACUCACAAGCCCACCGAGCCCACAACUCACAAGCCUUCUGAGCCAACCACCGAGAAGCAGACUACUCACAAGCCCACUGAGCCAACAACUCCGAAGGUAACAACUCACAAGCCUUCUGAGCCAACCACCGAGAAGCAGACGACUCACAAGCCCACUGAGCCAACAACUCCGAAGGUAACAACUCACAAGCCUUUUGAGCCAACCACCGAGAAGCAGACUACUCACAAGCCCACUGAGCCAACAACUCCGAAGCCCACAACUCACAAGCCUUCUGAGCCAACCACCGAGAAGCAGACGACUCACAAGCCCACUGAGCCAACAACUCCGAAGGUAACAACUCACAAGCCUUCUGAGCCAACCACCGAGAAGCAGACUACUCACAAGCCCACUGAGCCAACAACUCCGAAGCCCACAACUCACAAGCCUUCUGAGCCAACCACCGAGAAGCAGACUACUCACAAGCCCACUGAGCCAACAACUCCGAAGGUAACAACUCACAAGCCUUCUGAGCCAACCACCGAGAAGCAGACUACUCACAAGCCCACUGAGCCAACAACUCCGAAGGUAACAACUCACAAGCCUUCUGAGCCAACCACCGAGAAGCAGACUACUCACAAGCCCACUGAGCCAACAACUCCGAAGCCCACAACUCACAAGCCUUCUGAGCCAACCACCGAGAAGCAGACGACUCACAAGCCCACUGAGCCAACAACUCCGAAGGUAACAACUCACAAGCCAACUGAGCCAACCACCGAGAAGCAGACGACUCACAAGCCCACUGAGCCAACAACUCCGAAGGUAACAACUCACAAGCCUUCUGAGCCAACCACCGAGAAGCAGACGACUCACAAGCCCACUGAGCCAACAACUCCGAAGGUAACAACUCACAAGCCAACUGAGCCAACCACCGAGAAGCAGACGACUCACAAGCCCACUGAGCCAACAACUCCGAAGGUAACAACUCACAAGCCUUCUGAGCCAACCACCGAGAAGCAGACGACUCACAAGCCCACUGAGCCAACAACUCCGAAGGUAACAACUCACAAGCCUUCUGAGCCAUCCACCGAGAAGCAGACGACUCACAAGCCCACUGAGCCAACAACUCCGAAGCCCACAACUCACAAGCCUUCUGAGCCAACCACCGAGAAGCAGACGACUCACAAGCCCACUGAGCCAACAACUCCGAAGGUAACAACUCACAAGCCUUCUGAGCCAACCACCGAGAAGCAGACUACUCACAAGCCCACUGAGCCAACAACUCCGAAGGUAACAACUCACAAGCCUUCUGAGCCAUCCACCGAGAAGCAGACGACUCACAAGCCCACUGAGCCAACAACUCCGAAGGUAACAACUCACAAGCCUUCUGAGCCAACCACCGAGAAGCAGACGACUCACAAGCCCACUGAGCCAACAACUCCGAAGGUAACAACUCACAAGCCUUCUGAGCCAACCACCGAGAAGCAGACUACUCACAAGCCCACUGAGCCAACAACUCCGAAGGUAACAACUCACAAGCCUUCUGAGCCAACCACCGAGAAGCAGACGACUCACAAGCCCACCGAGCCCACAACUCACAAGCUCACUGAGGAGACCUCGGAGAAGACUACCCAGAAGACAACGGAAGAGACAACCACCGCCGGAACCCUGCCGCCCUUCAAUAUCUUCGAUGUGAUAACUCCAACGACAACCGAUUCCGAUUACGUUUAAAGAACCUUUCGCGAGCUGGAACAACGAGUAGAACUAAGUUUUAAAAUCAUUAUUUAAUCAAACUAUUUUGAUACUUUUAACAACAACCACAGCUGUAAAGAUGCACCCUCUGAAUAACAACGAUGCCAAUUUACGUUUUUAAA